AUGAAGUGUUCUGUCGCCUUCUCUCUCUUCGCCCUGGCCUCUGCCGAGAUCGCUGUCGCAACUAUCCUGACUGGAACUUCGGUCACAACUUCCCUGAGCUCUUUCAACCUCACCAAAGGAGCAGCAUGCGCCUGUGGGAGGCUCUCUCGAACCUAUGAUGGAAUAAUCUCUCCCAAUAGCGCGAACUACACCGUUCAAGCUGCAGACGCAUAUUGGGAUGUCCGAGCCGACCUUUCUCCUGCCUGUAUCUUUUUGCCCAGUACAGCAGAUGAGGUUUCCAAGGCCCUUGAGAUCUUCCAGUCCUGUGAUGCGCAUUUUGCUGUCCGUGGCGGUGGCCAUAUGAAUUACCCAGGAUCAAACAAUAUCGACGGGGGUGUUCUGUUGGCUCUCGAGAAGUUCAAGGAUAUCAAGGUCAAGAAAGGCUCGGUUGAAGUUGGACCUGGGCUUGUUUGGUACGAUAUCUACAAAGCCCUUGAGCCCUACGGUCGCGCCGCCAUUGGUGGGCGAUUGAAAACAAUCGGUGUCCCUGGACUGAGCCUCAUUGGCGGCUUUCAUUAUUUCAACAACAAGUACGGGUAUGCGAUGGAUAAUGUAGUGGGUUAUGACAUCGUUCUCGGCAACGGAACGCAGAUCACCGUCAACAAGAAAUCGCAUCCGGAUCUCUUCUGGGCAUUGAAGGGCGGUGCGAAUAAUUACGGAAUCGUGACCAAGUUCACACUGAAGACCUACGAUAUUCCCAAAGUCAGCACUACCAUUCAAGUGUUCAACGAGAGCGGUAUCCCCGACUUCCUGGCUGCGGUUUGCAAUGCCGCCAAACUUGACGAGAAAGAUCCCAUCGCGGCCGGCAUGGUUGCAACUGUGCAAUAUAAUGCCACUACCAAAGUUGCAACGGCUUCGUUACUGGGCGUCCAGGAAGGCAUUAGCCAGCCUCCCUCUCAAUUUGCGAAUUUCUCUGCGAUCCCUUCGAUUACCCAGAUCAACAAUGUCACAACCAUGAGGCAAUGGGCAUCUUCCUUGGACACGCCUAAACAAAUGUUUCGAGUCAUGUUUUCCCACAAAACCAUGAAACCAGAUCACGACGCUCUCGUCUCCAUUUACAAGGCAUGGAAAGAGGCUGUCGACCAAAUUGCUGAUGUUGAGGGCCUUUACCCAACGUUUGUCACCAAUGUGGCUUCUGCCGGCGCCGCGCGGGUCGCUCUUACCAAUGGAGUAGGCAAUGUUUGGGGACUGGAAGCAGAGCCUUACAUCUUGUGGCAAUUCAGCACAGGGUGGGCACUGGCGCAAGAUGAUCUGCGGAUCGAGGCUUGGUCUCGUCAAUUGGCCGAGCGUCUCCAUGCCAUCAAUGUGGAGAAGGGAAUUGCUUCUCCCUUUAUCUAUAUGGGCGACGCUGGGGAGUGGCAAGACCCAUUUGCGGGAUUCCCUGCCGAGAAUGUUGCCCGAAUGAGGACGAUCAAAUCUUCUUACGACCCCCUGGGUGUCUUUUCUCGACUCAACUGGGGCGGGUUCAAACUGAGUCUGUAG
Molecule: messenger RNA, 1521 nt
Organism: Penicillium canariense
Lineage: Eukaryota; Fungi; Ascomycota; Eurotiomycetes; Eurotiales; Aspergillaceae
Product: FAD-binding oxidoreductase
Exons: 4
Coding region: 1-1521 (506 amino acids)
Molecular function (GO): FAD binding
Source: RefSeq, a predicted model, not a curated record